Molecule: messenger RNA, 2568 nt
Organism: Episyrphus balteatus (marmalade hoverfly)
Lineage: Eukaryota; Metazoa; Arthropoda; Insecta; Diptera; Syrphidae
Gene: Stat92E
Product: signal transducer and transcription activator
Exons: 12
Coding region: 342-2438 (698 amino acids)
Biological process (GO): regulation of cell population proliferation; defense response; cell surface receptor signaling pathway via JAK-STAT
Molecular function (GO): DNA-binding transcription factor activity, RNA polymerase II-specific; RNA polymerase II cis-regulatory region sequence-specific DNA binding
Source: RefSeq, a predicted model, not a curated record
AAAUUUUUUCACUUGUAGUUUUUUCACAAAGUGAAGGUGCUUUAUUUCUGUUCAAAUUUAUACUAAAAAAUAUAAGAAAUAGUGGUAAAGAAUAGUAUACAAUAUAAAUUUGUGAAAUAUAUAAAAAAAAAAACAACAGAAUUAUAGUUAUAAAAAAUAAAUCUAAGUGAUUUAGUGAGAAAUGUGCAUCAAAUGAAUUGAAGAAAAAAAAUACCUACAAAAAAAGAAAAAAAUUGAAAAUAGAAGAGAGAAAAAAAAAAUAAAAUUUCAAAGGUGUGUUUUGAAGUAGAAUUAUUCUACCGACAGCAAAAUACUAACAAAACAAACGUUUCAAAUUCAAAAUGAGUUUAUGGGCAAGAAUUAGUUCUGCUCAAGAACCGGAGGCGUAUAUGAAAACUCACUAUGACUUGAAGGGCAUGUAUGAAAUUCGUGUCUUUUUUGCUGCAUAUAUUGAAGAGCGAUUGAGUAGAGAUGAAAAAAUACCCAGGGAACAUACAGCCCUACAAUUUUAUAAAGAUUUAAAAGAUCACAUUAUAGACUCAGCACGUACUGUCCCCAUGGACUUUCAAUAUAGUGACAUCUUAAAUAAAAUGGCACAAAUCCCACCGUUAGAUUUUUAUUCACAUCUUCGUGAAGGCAUUGCCAAAGAAAUGGACUUAAUAACAAGUGCAAUUCCAAUUCCAACCCAUAGUUUUGCACCCAUGGGUGGUAUGGACCAACUUGAAGAGCUUUACAAUCGUAUACAAGAACUUGUCAAAACCAUUGAUAUGAUUAAGCCGAAUAUUCAAAAGACAUGCAGUGAAUUUGAUCAAAUUCGAACAUUUUGCAGUACAAUGAAUGCUCAACCACCAGAAAUGAAAAGUAGUUUAGAAGAACGCUAUACAGCUAUUUAUUAUCAGCGAAAUGUCUUGGUAAUGCAAUUGAAAAAUAUUGUAAGUGAAUAUGAAGUUUUGCAUAAGUCAGCGAUUGAUGUGGAAUUGAAAAAUUGGCAAAGACAACAGGCUUUGGCUGGGAAUGGUGCACCGCUGAAUGAUAAUCUAAAUCAAAUACAAAGUUGUAUUGAACUUUUGGUUGAGAUUAUUUGCAAAUUGGCUCAAUUGGUUGAUAUAAUGAGAAAGAGUACCACAGUUGAUGGUGGACUUGAUGAAUUGCAUCAGCGCAUUAGGAUGCAACAGGAAUAUUUGAUAUUGUCGGCAUUUAUUGUUGAGAAACAACCACCGCAAGUUAUGAAAACAAAUACAAGGUUUGCUGCUGCUGUAAGGUGGUUGGUGGGCCCACAACUUGGAAUCAAUAUGAACAGUCCUAAUAUUGAAUGCAUAAUUCUGUCAGAGGCACAAGCACAACGUCAUUGUACACAAAGGCAAAUGAGCGAAGCCACACCCCACUCAUCCGGAGAAAUCCUUAAUAAUGUUGGAACAAUGGAAUACCAACAACAGUCACGGAUAUUUUCUGCAAGUUUCAGAAAUAUGCAAUUGAAAAAAAUUAAACGAGCUGAGAAAAAAGGCACUGAAAGUGUUAUGGAUGAAAAGUUUGCCCUGCUUUUUUACACUUCAGUCAUUGUAAAUGACUAUCGUAUUCGAGUUUGGACAUUGUCACUACCCGUUGUUGUUAUUGUUCAUGGCAACCAAGAACCACAGUCAUGGGCCACUAUCACAUGGGAUAAUGCAUUCUCAGAAAUUGUUCGUGAACCUUUUCAAGUUCCCGACAGAGUUUCGUGGGCAAGACUGGCAGAUGCUUUAUAUACAAAAUAUCUAUCUGCGACUGGGAGGGGACCAACAGAGGAAAAUAAAAAUUUCCUAUACGAAAAAUUAUUCCGCAACGAAUACAUGAUGGACCAGAAAGAUAACAUCUCAUGGACACAAUUUUGUAAGGAACCCUUGCCAGAUCGUACAUUUACAUUUUGGGAUUGGUUCUUCUCAACCAUGAAACUAACCAAAGACCAAUUGGUGGGACCAUGGAAGGCUGAUUUAAUUGUAGGGUUCAUCAACAAGAGAACUACUGAAGAUAUUUUAAGACGAUGUGCUCCUGGAACUUUUCUAUUAAGAUUUUCAGAUAGUGAAUUGGGUGGUAUAACAGUAGCAUUUGUAAGAGAAGAUGGCAAUGUUUAUAUGCUUGCCCCAUGGACUGCAAAAGAUUUAAAUGUUCGUGGAUUAGCGGAUCGUAUACAAGACUUGGAAAUGCUUAAAUAUGUUUAUCCCAAUAAUAAGAAUAAGGAUGAAGCAUUUGGUGAAUUUUACUCCCGCACAGAAGAACAAGGAACUAAAGAUGGAUAUGUUCGAAAUGUUAUUAUUACAACAGUUCCCGAAAUGAGACAACCUGCGCCAAAUACAACACCCAAUCAUGCGCAUUCACCAAAUCCAAAUGAUAUACACAUGGUGACGGGUUUUAGGUAUAAUAGCAGGGAUUCUUCAUACUCUCCUGACAGCAAUUACAGUUGAGUGUAAAAUACGACGCUCAUGAGAGAGAUAACUUGUUAUUCCAACCAGAAAAUAAUAUGGACGACAUACUUAGUCAGUUCGCUCAAAAUAGCUAUGCUGAUGGGAUGUAAUAAAUAAUUUAAAAAUAAAA